GAUUUUGUGCAUCACUAUGGGCGCGCCGUCAUCAUGUUUGGGGUGCCCUACGUCUACACACAGAGCCACGUCCUCAAGGCCCGCCUGCAGUACCUGCGGGAGCAUUUCCAGCUGCGCGAGAACGACUUCCUCACCUUCGACGCCAUGCGGCACUCGGCGCAAUGUGUGGGGCGGGCGCUGCGGGGCAAGACGGACUACGGCCUGAUGGUGUUCGCUGACAAGCGUUUCUCCCGCUCAGACAAGCGCUGCCGGCUGCCCCUGUGGCUGCAGUCCCACCUGCUGCCCUCCAACCUCAACCUGACGGUGGAUGAAGCGGUGCAGGUGGCCAAGCACUUCCUGCGACAGAUGGCGCAGCCCUUCCGCAAGGAGGAGCAGCUGGGGCUGUCGCUGCUGACCUGGGAGCAGCUGCAGACGCAGGAGGUGCAGCAGCGCCUGAACGACCUGGCGCAGCAUGCAUGAGGGAUCCGGAGCCGCUCGGUUGGGAUCCACAGCUGGACCGGAUUGGACCCACGGAUGUGGGGUGGAGUUGGGAAACCAAAAGAUUCCCCCCCAUCCCCCACACAAAUCUGUGGGGUGGGACCUGACCCCCCCCCAAAACCCCAGAUCUAUGGGGCUGAACCUGACCCCCCUCCCGCAAACCCCAAAUCAGUGGGGACAAACCUCACUGCCCCCCAACCCCAAAUCUGUGGGGUGGGACCAGAUCCCAAAUCUAUUGGGCUCAACACGACCCGCUGCCCCCCCCCCCCCAGUAGACAUCUAUGGGGUGAGCUAUCGGGCCCCACAUCUAUGGGGCAGGACCUGACCAACCCCAAAUCUAUGGGGCAGGACCUGAUCUGCACCCCCAACCCAAGAUCUAUGGGGCUGAACCU
Lagopus muta (rock ptarmigan) is the source of this 869-nucleotide messenger RNA. Its product is annotated as general transcription and DNA repair factor IIH helicase subunit XPD-like. The transcript has 6 exons. Gene Ontology annotation, biological process: positive regulation of mitotic recombination; nucleotide-excision repair; transcription by RNA polymerase II. Bases 34 to 459 code for a protein of 141 amino acids. The record is from RefSeq and is a predicted model, not a curated record. Gene Ontology annotation, molecular function: hydrolase activity, acting on acid anhydrides, in phosphorus-containing anhydrides; damaged DNA binding; DNA helicase activity. Gene Ontology annotation, cellular component: nucleus. Lineage: Eukaryota; Metazoa; Chordata; Aves; Galliformes; Phasianidae.